Messenger RNA from Pseudozyma hubeiensis SY62, 315 nucleotides. RefSeq lists its product as hypothetical. Bases 1 to 315 code for a protein of 104 amino acids. Lineage: Eukaryota; Fungi; Basidiomycota; Ustilaginomycetes; Ustilaginales; Ustilaginaceae. The transcript has a single exon. The record is from RefSeq and is a predicted model, not a curated record.
AUGAACGGCUUGUCCGGUAGGAUCGACUACGACGCGUUUGAGAGCCUUAUCAGUGGUCUCAACCAACGAUCCACUGACGAUGCUACCCCGAUGGAAGUACUGGAAGAUACAGAAGUGAGGGAAGCGGAUGUGCAAGGUACAGAAGGUGCGGAAAGCUUCUCCAAACACGACGAGUUGACUUCCACUACCCCGAACAUCGACGAUAGUCUCCGCGAAAACCCCCUCGAUCACCCGCAAGAAAGCCCUUCCAAAAAACACAAGAAGGACAAAAAGGAUAGGAAAGAAAAGAAGCUCAAAAAGGAAUCUCUCCCAUGA